Messenger RNA from Syngnathoides biaculeatus (alligator pipefish), 2391 nucleotides. RefSeq names its product chloride intracellular channel 4 (gene clic4). The record is from RefSeq and is a predicted model, not a curated record. The coding region runs from base 335 to 1093 and encodes 252 amino acids. The transcript is spliced from 6 exons. Lineage: Eukaryota; Metazoa; Chordata; Actinopteri; Syngnathiformes; Syngnathidae.
UUAAGCGGUGUCGGUGACUUCACGCUUUAAAAAAAAAAAAAAAAAAAUCAGUUUCUGGAGGGUGUCUCUGCUUUGGACAAUCAUCGGACCCACGUGACGUCACGUUAGCUCUUCAAUCAUACCAGGCGACAUUGGGACGUGGACGUGCGGUCGAUGCGUCGUUUGUAGCUCCACCAGCCGCGGCGGGCUCCUGGGCAGACAAAGCGCGGCGCGGACCUCAGUGCGAGGAAGGGGGUGUUGGUGGAGAGCAGGGCCGAUUUACGUUGGGCGUGGUAGACUGAAGGAAAAGUCGUCUUUGCUUCCAAGCUAAAGUUUAAAGAAAGUAGCGGUAGCCAUGUCACUGUCGGUACCGCAAAACGGCGUAAAGGCGGACAACGAGCCUGUUAUCGAGCUGUUUGUCAAGGCAGGAAGUGAUGGGGAGAGCAUUGGAAACUGUCCCUUCUCCCAACGGCUGUUUAUGAUUCUGUGGCUUAAAGGAGUCGUCUUCAAUGUGACGACCGUGGACCUCAAGAGGAAGCCUGCAGAUCUGCAGAACCUUGCUCCAGGUACGCAUCCUCCCUUUGUCACCUUUAACGGUGAGGUGAAAACAGAUGUCAACAAGAUCGAGGAAUUUCUUGAGGACAUCCUUUGCCCGCCCAAGUACCUCAAACUUGGCGCGAGACACCCAGAGUCAAACACAGCUGGUAUGGAUAUCUUUGCCAAGUUUUCAGCCUUCAUUAAGAACUCCAAACCCGAUGCAAACGAAGCUCUGGAACGCGGACUGCUGAAGACCCUGCAGAAGCUGGAUGAAUAUCUUCGCUCUCCUUUGCCUGAUGAGAUUGAUCACAACAGCAUGGAGGAUGUGAAAGUUUCCACCCGCAAAUUCUUGGAUGGAGAGCAAAUGACCCUGGCUGACUGCAAUUUGCUGCCAAAGCUGCAUAUUGUCAAGGUGGUGGCCAAGAAAUACAGAGGUUUUGACAUCCCCAAAGAGAUGACGGCCAUUUGGAAGUACCUGAACAACGCCUACACCCGUGAAGAGUUCACCAACACCUGUCCCAGCGACAAGGAGAUCGAGAUUGCAUACGCCGAUGUAGCCAAGAGGCUUGUCAAAUAAGCUCAUAUCUCGAACCACCUCCCCGGGUGCUGCUACACUCCGCUGCGCACCACAUGGACUAAAGUGCUAACACCUGAGAAAGAAUAACUUUACUUAUCUCCCCCCCUUUCCCAACUUCAAUAUGUUAGUAGUUCAUUCAGCAAAUGUUUCAUUUUUUUAACAUGAAUUGCUUCUGUUUUUUGGUUUGUUGAGAAAUUAUGAGGCAGUACCUACCACCUUGAAACAGCCAACCCAUUGUUAUCAGUGCUUAUUGAAUUCAGGAUGUGGUUCACUCUAAGUGACCUUCAAAGUAACCUUCUCUCUGUAUGCAGAGGAAAGGCAGUGUUUGUUUGUUUGAUUGCAAAACCGUCAUAAAAUGAACUCUAAGAAGCAUUUUUUCCCCUGUCUUUUGGAUCGUGAAAAGUGUUUAGUCUUUCAGUGUUUUUGACCGAAACUAAUCCAAACCUGUGUAAUCUAAUUGAUCUGCUAAAUCAGAUUUUAUAAUUCCAGGUAGCUGAUAUCCAAAUAAUUUUUUUUUUAUUUUUUUUAUGUUGAUCUCUGCAGGCAAAUCCUCUCAGGAACAGUAAGAACCUGAGUGCUAAGGUUUCCAUGCAGAUAUGUAGCUUACAAAUUGAUGUCCGCUCAUGCCUUGUAUGAUUCACCACAUUGCCAUGGAGAGAAAUUGUCCACUGAAACAGCAACACCAAAAAGCGCUUGCUUAGCAGGUUUCUGAAGCAAAGCGUUCAGCUGGAGUAGCAGUGCAGCUCAUGGAAAAGGGGCACGUUCAUAUUUUCUAGCUGUGGAAGAUUACUCCCGUCAUGCAAACAAGUGAAGUAGAAAACGUAAAGACACCAAGCGGUGUUCAAGGUGACAAGCUAUUUAUGAUGCAAAAAAGAAUCAAGCGGAAUGGCAUCAAAAUAUCUUUGGUCUGUUUAGUAAUCUUGAAGUAGUGAAUGUAUUGAUCACGGUAGCUCAAAAAGUGCUUUAGCCUAUAGUACGGAAAAGCAAAACAUUUAUUUUCUCCUACAUUUUUGUUAGCAGACAAAUUUGAUUAAAGGAAUUGUAAAUAUUGCUUGAUUGCUCAAGUUUCAGUAUGUACAUUUUAUACAUUGCAUGGUCACAGUUUUGGGAAAAAAAAGGCCAUUCAUAUCUGCUCAGAUUUUAAUUUUAGAUGAGCUUUCAUUUCUUUGCCUUAUUCUCUUUGAAGGAUAAUUUUAAUUCAGUGUUUGCUGUUGCAUCAAGAUAUCAAAGUUGUGCUGUUUUGUUUUCAUUUUUUUCCCCAAUUACCAAAUUUAAAUAAACGUAUUGGCCGUGUAUGA